GCAUCCUACGUCGACCUGGGCGAGGGCGAGACUUCCAGGGCUUCUUCGGCGGCUUCGGCUGGCGAGGGCGACGACGGCCAGGUGAAGAUCGUGGGUGAGGUCCCGGAGAAGAAGGGAGGGAAGGUUUCCAGUACUUACCCCCCGGUGUUCAAAGCUCGACCUCAGGAAAGUUACUUGGAGUGGAAGCGAAGUGCUGAGUUCUGGAUAGGUGGUGAAGGUGGGCAGCUUCCUCCCGAAUUGGUAGGACCUCGCAUGGUGGUGCAGCUGAAGGAGCGUGCCGGCCAGUUGGUGAAGCAUCUUGCCAACCACGAUGUCAACGGGCCCGAGGGCAAGGAGGUGAUCCUCAAGGCGCUGGAGCGAUCGCCUUUGAUCAAGCAGCUGGACAAACACAGGGUGGAUGAGCAUCGCCGCAGGCUCAUGCACUUGAACAGGGCCCCUGGUGAGUCGAUGGAGUCCUACGUGACAAGGGCGUCCAUGUACCGGACCCAUCUUUUGGGCUUGGACAGCAGCAUGGCCAUGGGUGAGGCCUUCUACGUCGGGCACCUAGUGGACCAUGCUCACUUGACCCGGCGGGACCGUGCCAUGGUCAAAACGAAAGCAGGCAGCGAGACGGACGAGUACCUGGUGACCAAUGCUCUCAUCGAGCUGGCCUGCGAGUUGGAGGGAGUGGCUUCUGCAACGAGGAGAAGUUCGCGGGAGAUUGGCGGCAAACAAGCUUCCGAGCUGGACAGCGAGACCGGCGCGGACUCGGAGGAGUAUGGCGAGGAGUCGCUCGAUGAGGAGGACUACCCGCCCGAGCUGGAGGCCGCCGUGAACGAGGCCUAUGGCAUCCAGUACCGGGCCAAGCAGAAGAUUGCAGAGGUCAAGAAGCUCCGGCAGUAUUAUCGCAAGCCCGAUCCCGAGGAGCGCAAGAAGGCCCUGGCGGAGCAGAUGAAGACCAACCCCUGCCACGCCUGCGGCCAAUUCGGACAUUGGUCUCGGGAGUGCCCGAACCGGGCCAACGGGACCUUGGGAGUGAACAAGGGCAAUGCCUCGGCGACUCCGGUGCUGGCAGUUCGCAGCGGCGGUGGCAGACUGGAGGCGAUUGACGAGAUCCCGGCGGGCGAGAGUGAGUGGGAUCUUCUGUUGUCCAUGUGCCGUUCUGGGUGGUGCCGAGUCUUUGAGGAGCGGGAGGCCUUUAAGUUCGGAGAUGGUGAGGUUUUGUGGAGCAGGUUCCGGGUGGAGUUCAUGGGCACUUUCGCUGGCAAAACGGUGGUCUACGGGUUCAGCGUUGUCGAAGGUUGCUGUCCUCCUCUGUUCUCCAGAUCGGGUUGCACUCAGAUUGGGGCCGUGAUAGAUUGUGAGCAUCAUUGUGUUAGCGCACGCAAGCUGGGCGUCAAGAGGUAUGGGGUAGGCCGGGACAGUGGACAUUACACCGUGCCAGUUGAUGAAUGUGAGCCUGGAUGUGCAGUGCUGCCUGGAGAUUAUUGCCUUCCUUCAGGUGCUGACAUUGCUGCGGUUGACCCUCAAGUUUUCAGUGCUCAGAUGUCAAGCCCCUUGACUGACCGCACCCUUUCGAAUCAUGUCCUCGGUGCCGUGGAUUCGGACGACGAGAUCUUCGUGAUGACGUAUUCGGCGGAGAUGGAACAGGACGGGGGCGAGGAAGUGAACCGCGCCAGGAAGAGUGCAGCCAAGACCCGGGAUCGGGGGCGGCGACCAGCCACGGCCCUGGAGACAAAGGCAUCCUCGUCGGCGGCAACUCCGGACAUUCCUGGCCUGACCCCCGAGGAAGCAGCGAUCAUCGGCAAGCGCCGCGAGAAGCAGGCAGCCAGCAAAGCCAAGGCCCAGGAGGUGAAAGCCUUGACCGGGUUGCGGGCAGAUUACCCUUCCCUCAGCAAUGCCUGGAGCUACGAGCUGGGCCUCAACAUCGCAGCAUCGACUACCAACAGGAUGAGAACUUGGUGCUGGAAGAAGUUGGUGUGGAUGGUACGCAUCAAGUACGCCAUCGAAAAGGAGGGCGAUCGGAGGUGGAAGAGGAACCCCCGCUGGCUGAACAUGAUGCUGGGGAAGGAAGUGGCGGCAUUGUUCGGCCAUUUCGGGCACCUCAACCGGGGCGAGAUCCAGAAGCUGAAGGUCGGGGUCAAGUCGGCCUUGGCUACCCUGAAGGUGUUCGACUGUGCCAACAAGGAUGAUGGCAAGUGGGUGUUGCUCGAGGUGUUUGCGGGCAAGGCGCGCUUGACCGAGCAGGCCAGACAACAUCCUCUGUGGACAGCCUUGGAGCCCAUUGAUGUGCUGAGUGGCUGGGACUUGCAAAAGGAGGGCAAGCGGAAGGAGCUGUUGGACCUGAUCGACAAGGAGGCGCCUGACUUGGUCACGCUAUCUCCACCGUGCGGGCCCUGGAGUUCAUGGACGCAGCUGUGUCAGGACAUUGAAGGGCUCUGGGAAAGGCGGCGCCAGCGCUUGCCUUUCUGGAAGCUGGCGGGGGAAGUGUGGCAGCGACAGUGUGAUGGAGGCCGGCUGGUGCUGUUGGAACAACCGGCUCGCUCUGAAGCCUUGAAGUUGCGCUACAUGACAUCCAGGGAGGAUGUAGUGAAGGCAGUGGUGGCUCAGUGCGCUUUUGGCCUCAAGGACCUCGAGAAUGGGAAGCCAUACGUGAAGCUGACCUCUCUGGAUGUGAACUGCUCUGUGAUGGCCGUCGGCUUCUGCACGGUGCUUAUUGCACACAUGGGCGGCCACUGCGUCAUUGAAGAGCCGCACGGUGCCACCUCCUACUUCUUCCUGGUCCUUGGUGGCUUCAACUUCUGGCAGCAGAUGGCCCAGAAUGCCACCACUGGGGAGCGCUAUGACUACGUGACCUUCGACGGCGAGGUGGCCCAGAUGUUCAUUCUGAGUGGGGCACAGAAUAACGUGGUGCAACUUGCUCGGCAGCUGCAAUGCCAGGUUUGUGCCAUGGUGCGACCGCCGGGAACCACGCCGCAGGUGGCCUACCAAAAGCCCAAGCAGUUCAAUGAGCGCAUCUCUGGAGACUCCUUCUAUGUGUGGGACGCCGCCAACAAGAAGUUCUUGGUGACCCACUCCAUCGACGGGCUCACAGACUACCACGUCGGAGACCUCACGGACACGGCGGCCUCCGGCUUUGCGAAGGAAGUGCUCCAGGACUUGUGGUGUGCAGUUUUUGGCCCGCCAGACCUCCUCAUUACCGCUGGUGGGCCGGAAUUCCAAGGUGCCAUCCAGACACUGAAUGACAUGUUUGCGGUGGUUCACGAGGUUGUCCCGGAGGGAGCAAAGUGGAGGCUGGGGCAGGUAGAACGGCAUGGAUCGGUCGCCAAGCUGAUGAUGAUGCGGAUGGUCAAGGAGAUGGACCUCAAGGGCCUGGAAGAGAUGAGGAGGGCAGCGUUGGCUGCCUUUGCCGCAAAAAACAGGACCUUUAAUCGCGGCGGAGUCUCUCCGUUGCAAGCUGUCACGGGGAGAAAUACCAUGCUCCCAAGCUCCUUGAUGGAACAGCUGGCGAGUGGCCGCGUCCGGUUCCGCUUCAAUGAGGAGUUGACCCACAAUGAUGCGCUUGCCCGGGCCGAAAGGAUCAGGGCUGGGGCGAUCUCAGCCUUUCAUUGGCUUGAUGCCCAUACUGCUUUACGCAAAGCGCUCGCAUCGCGGUCCCGACCACCGACCCUUGAGGCGAUCCAAGAGGGGACGACCGUGUACGUGUACGAGCCGCCGCCGUCUCGCCGGGGAUUAGCUCGACGCCUUCAAGACAAUUCGAGCUGGACAGGACCAGGGGUGGUGGUGUGCGUGGAGCGGGACAAUUCGGUGCCGCGGAGAUUGUGGAUCCGAAUUCGGGGCCGAGUCAAGGCCUUUCCCCUUGAGAAGGUUCGGUUGGCCACGCCAGACGAGAUGACGAGCUCGCAGUUCAUCACGGACGCCCUCAAGGAUGUGGAAGCCGAGCUCUCCAAGGGUAACGUGACCACGGAGGAAGCGACCGAAGCGGGACCGAGUGAUCCAACGGCUCAAAGUUCGGCUGGACCGUCGCAACCCAAGAGGCGGAAGGUCAUCGUCGACUUUGAGGAGCCGGAGGGUGACCACGAGACGGACACCAGCGAGCAGGAGUCCUCCGAUGACGAUGAGGAAGCGGAGGCCAAGGAGCGGCGGGCAAAGUUGUUGGAGGACGUCCCCUUCUCGGUGCAGCGAGCGCACUUUGGCGGAGAGACGCAAGCGCGAGGAAGAGGCGGCCAUGGACCCCCACGCCUUGGACUUCGCCAAGAAGCAGCGGAUGUUCGAGGCUUUGUCGAAGACGUUUGGGGCCCCGACCAAGUUACAAGAGGGGAGCUGCGGAACCGGAUGGAGCAAGCCUAUGCCAAGGUGUGUUCAGUUCGACGAGUCAUCCGACGCCAGGACAAGACCGACUCCAAGAAGGGUCGACAGGCCCGGGGCCAAGGUGGAAGCCGUGCAUCCCAGGCUGCGAGUGUGGAGGUUCUGGCUACGGCUGCGGAUGUGGCGAUCCCCUACUUCAAGCCGGGUGAGUUCGAGGCCUUGGUGAACGACACGAUCGGCCAGUGGACUUUGUGGUUCGGCUCAUCUCUGUGGUCUGGGGUCAAUGAGAUCUACGAGGUGAGUGCCACGCUCCACCGUGCCGAGAUGGAGGGCGUGACGGAGGUGGCCAUUGGGGUGUACCUUGAGCACAACGGCAUCAAGGGUGUUCCGAAGGGCCAAAUGGUGGAUCCAGCACGCGUGCUGGGGUCCCGUUUCGUCCUGACCACCAAGCUCUCCGAGGCCGAGUUGAAGGCGAGGUGGAUCUUCGGUGGACAUCGCGAUCCAGACGCUGGCCUCUACGACACGUCCUCCCCGACGGCGAGCAUCUUGGGGCAUAACCUCAUCAACUUCGUGGCGGUGCAGGAAAAAUGGGAGGUCCACUACGAGGACGUGAGUGCUGCAUUCCUCCAAGGGAAGGAGCUCCCCCGCAAGGAGAGGAUCUAUGUCAAGGUGCCGCGUGGAUAUCCUACGGAGGUGACGGACUUCCUGGCCUCCGAGCUCGGCGAGGACAUGCGUGACGACCUGGUGGAGUUGACCAAAGGAGGCUUUGGUUUGCCGGAAAGUCCGAGGCUUUGGUACCUGGAGUACAAGGACACCAUUCAGGACCUCGGCCUGCUGGAGAUGAGCUUGCUCCCCGGCGUCUUCAGAGCUUUUCAUCCGCCUCCCCGCCGUCGCGUUCGAGCUCUGGCAAGCAUUCAUGUCGAUGACACCAGGUACGCUGGCGAUGACACUGCGAAGGAGAUCUGGGAUCAACGACAGGCACGGCUCAAGUUUGGGAAGCAGCGCAAGGCCACGGAGGGUUGGGUCAAGUUUUGUGGCCGUUGGGAGCGACAAGACCCCAAUACUAUGGAGAUGGAGUACUCAAUGGAGGCGUACACCAAAGACAUCCCUUUGGCUC
This is a messenger RNA of Symbiodinium pilosum, 5404 nucleotides long. Lineage: Eukaryota; Dinophyceae; Suessiales; Symbiodiniaceae. The record is from the annotation of a GenBank genome assembly.